AUGAACAAAAUAAAGGAAUUUUGUAGUGGGUACAUUAAAACUAUAUUAUUUGCAAUUGAGUAUAAGCAUCGUUUUUAAGUAUAAUCAUCAUUAUUACAAAGUUUCCUCAAGGGCUAUUUAUCGUUCCUCAUUUUCUGCAUCAUGUCUAAUUAUUAAGUUUAUUUUUGGAUAGAUCUUCAGAUCAAGCAUAUGAUUAUGUGGUUGUUUUGACACAUUUCUCUUUAAUUGAACCAAUGUUGACAGAUGAACUAAGCAAAAUUUUUCUAUUUGGAAUUUUUGCCUAUUAAAUAAUUUUACUAUUUUAUCUACUUAUUGCAACAUUUGAAACCCAAAGAGUAGCCUCAAACUUUAAAUUGAGAUUAGCUUUAGAGAAAAAAAUAGAAUCUGUAAGUUCCGUUUUGCACUGGUACUUUACUUUUUAUAACAUCUUUACAAUUCCAAUAAUUGUAAUUAGUGCUAAAUUUAUGCUAACUAAUUAUUAUAUUUUCGGAUACUUUAAUGCAAUUUUACAAUAUUUUUAAGGAAUAAUCUUAACAUAUCUAUUAAGGAAUCAUAGAUUUGCUGAAAAUAACUCUUUUAAAAGAAAAUUCGCUUAUGUUCAACUUUUCAAUUAUACCAUUGUUUAUUUAUUAAUUUUUUUUAGAUUUUAUGAAGAAAUUGUAUUUGUUAAGUUUGCUUUAGGAUUUUUAUACGCAAUUUUGCAAAUAGUGGAUUAAUUUUAUAGUUGUCCUUACAGAGAUCCAUUUAGAGAGCCCUCCUUAAAAGUAGCUAUGAUACUUUUAAGUAGUAUAUUCAUAUGCUUAUUGUUUUCGCUGAAGGCAAUUGUAGAUGGGUAAUUAUUUUGGAUUCUGUUUGUGGCUGCAUUGAUAAGUGGUGUUUCUACUUCAAUAAGUUAACUGUUUCAUGAAUUUGCUAUGACGAACUACAAUUCUCGUUUCAACUUAUAAGAGAAAUAUAUAAUUAUUGGAGUAGAUUAAUUUUAUAGUCAUUUUACUUAUUUCUAAACAAGUGAAUAUAAUAAAUUGACUUACUUUUAAUAAUUGAUUAAACACAAUGAGAAUUGUAUGAGACCUAAGUGUCCUUCUUAAAAAUCAAAAUUAUCAAAAGUUAAUUUUAAUGAUAAUAUAUAAUUACAAAAAUUAACAAUUGAUGUAGUGAGUUGUAUAUUUAAGACUUGUCAUAGUAGAACUGUUAUUAAAAAUGGAGAAAUUCAUAAGCCUAAAUUCGAAUAGUUACAAUUAUAAUAUAUAAGUUUUUUAUCAUCAAUAGCCUAAAGACCAUUGAUUGGUUAUGUUGAAUUACGGAAAUAUUAGUAAGACUAAAAUAACGAUAAUUCCUUAUAUUUCAGAGAAUUGACUUCUAAAAUUUCUGCUGAAUUAGAAUUUUCCAUUUUGUAUCUUUAGGAAAGGAUGAUCUAACAGCAAUUUAGAAGGGAAAAAUAUAUGCCAAAGUAAGAAAAAUUAACGAUUGAUUAACUUUGGAGGAGUGUUAAUUGUUACUAAGAAAUCACUCCUAAAAUAAUUGAUGUAAUUGAUAAGAAACAAAAAUUUUGGGAUAAUCUAUUAGAAGGCUAUGAUGAUUUAGAGCCAUUUCAUAAAGAAUAACUGUAGCUGUGCAAAUCUAUAGAUGAACUCUAUAAGAAAAUUAAAAGUAAAUUUUUUGGUAUCUCUAUUUAGCCUCAUUAAUAAUUCCAGAGGUAUUUUUUGACAGGUCAAAGGAUGUAAGUUUAUAAACAGUUCUUAAAACAUUGGAUCCAGAAGAUAGGAAUAUAAACAUACUAAAUUUGAAACUAUAUUCUAUUUUAUAUGCCGUUAUUUUGAAUGAUUUUGACAGAGUAACUUAUUAAUAUAUGAUAGGCAUUUUAAGCAGAAAAAUAAAUUGAGGAACUUAUAAAGGAAGAUAGAUAGAAAUCCAUUGAAAUUAUAGAUGACUGUGCUUUAUUGAAGGAUGAUGCUGCUAUUAUCUUAGUUAGUCUUGUAAGAAAGAAGGGUCAUAUAGUGAAUAAGAAUUUGUUGACUUUGGCGAAUUUCUUUGAGUUUUAGAAUGUUCAAGAUAUAGCAGGAGUAUAAUCAAAAUUAUACUUUUUAGUAAACAUUAAUCUCUUCUUUCCUGCCUCCUGAUUUAAGAAUAUUGCACGAUGCUUAGCUAAAUGAAUUUAUUUCAAAAGGAUUUACAAAGUAUUCAGUUUAAAGCAUUCACACUUUUUAUUUAUAAAAAUAAGGUUACCUUAGAGAAUGUUAUAUAAAAUUGGGAAAUUUAUUUUAAGAUUCUUCAGAUUUCAUUUUGACAGGUUCAAUUCUUAGAUUGCAAAUCUCCUAAGAUAUAAUUAUGUUCGAUAGUUAUGGCAAAAUUAUUGGUACUAGUUAAGAAUUCUUUCUAAAGAGGAUCCUACCCAAUAACCCAGGAAUGACUAUGGAAAGAUUUGUGGAACAAGGCAAUAUUGUUAUGUUGAUGCCAUUCAUUUUGGUCAAUAUAAAGAAACUAGCAAAUGAGACAUAGACAGAUUUUGUAGAUUACAGUUAUUUCCCAGAAUAAUUGUUAGAUAUUUGUUUAUAAUUUGGAUAAUUAUUUGAUAAUAAACACUAAUAUGAUCAACGAUUAUCAUCCUAUAAUUUAACCACAAUUAAAUCUUAAUAAGCUUCACAUAUUUCAGCAAUAUCUGACAGAAGUUACAAUAAUUCAGAAGAAUCUGUUAAAAUUAAAGGUCUAAAUAUCCCUAUGUUAUAAACAGAAAGAAUGAAUAUGGUACUAGAUUUUCUAUUGAAGUAUCAUGAUGAAUAAUCUAUUCAAUUUGAUAUUCUCAAAAUUAAGUACAGUUUAGAGUUUUAAGUAAUGGAAACCAAAAAAAAUAAAUAUCCAUAUUUUGUAUUAAAAUUAGAACCUUUGAAUGAAUUUGAAAGAUCUGAUUCAUGUUCCAUAAUACCUUUUAAAAAAUCAAUCAGAAGAACACUAAUUGCUCUUAAAUAUGGGGAAUCUCAAACUGGUAUGGAAUCAAUGAACACAAAAAACUUCACAAAUAAAAACCUUUAGUAAAAUUAAGAUUAAUUAAAUGAAACAGCUGAUAUCAAAGGUCCCUCAGACCAACAUCUUUUAGAAUAGAUUAUGCAAAUUAGUAAUAUAUCUAUUUGUAAUCCUUAAAAACAACCAGAUGAUUUGAAAGUGGUCUUUUAAAACCCUUAGAUUUCAAGAAAUGAAGAUGAAGACUUCCAUUAAAUAGUAUAAGAUGUUGAAGAAAGUAAAUUAGAUGUUUAAAAACCAGAAUAGGAAUUGUAUGAAGAUCCCAAAUAUGAUUCUGAUUUAAUAGAAAAAAAGUCUGAUAGUUCAAAAGGUUAAAAAUCAAAAAAGAAAAGUGAUAUUUUAGAGAUUUUAAGAAAGAAUAUUAAUAAUUAAGAAGUUUAAGAACAUGAAAAUUAAUAGUCCUCUAAGCCCAGUACAACUAAGUCUUCUUCAUCAAAGUCACCCUAUUUAUUAAUUAGAACUCUCUAUCAAAUUGGAGAGAUUGAUUCCUAGAUUUGGACUAUAAUAAUCCUUAAUGUUUUUAUUUGUCUGAUUGCUUUGAUUUUGGUUUUCAUUAAGAUAUUCAUCGUUUAAAGUAAUUAUUUAAUUUAUUUUUAAGGUUAAUUUGGAAUUCUUUAAUCUAAUCUAAAUUAUGUUCAAUAUCCUGAGAAAAUCAAUAAUUACUUUCUAAAAUCAUUAAUGUUCUCAUCAAACAUUCUCCAAUAAAAAUUAGAAUUAGUAACUUAUAGUUAAUUGGUAAAUGAUGCUCUUAAAACUGAGUUUAGCAAUUUAGCAUUAAAGAUCGAAUAUGAGUUAAAAAGUAUAUAUGAGGAUAUCAUCACUUUUGAAAAUUAAGUAAUCUCUACAAAUGAUGAUCUAAGGAUCAUCAAUAAUUUAAAAUAGUUUUAAAUUGCAUUUGAUUUAACAAUACUGUUAGAAUAAAUUUCCUCCAAUUCUAUCAACCUAAACUUGAAAAUCCAAAAUGAAAAGGAACUAGAUUAAAAUUUCGUGUCAUUAAAUUUAUUCUUUAAAUUAAAUAUGCUUUAAGUCAUAACAAUAAGCAAAAGCUAUAUCAAUUAUCUUAAUGAUAACUUAAUGUUUUAUGAGCAACAAAUUGUUAAUAUUCUCAUUUAUGUUAUUGUUGCAGAACUUAGUAUCAUAACUGCUUUCAUGUUCUUAAUCAUUAAGGUUUUAUAAGAUGUAAACUAAUUAAUCAGAAAAAUCUUAAUUCUAAUUACAAAACUAAGUGAGGAUGAUGUGAAUUAAAUUAAUAAGAUUUAUUCGUAAAUAAAAAUUAUACUUAAAGAUCCAAAAUAGGUCUAAUGGAAAUAAACAAAUUUUGUUAAAUGCAUAUUUGAAACCAAUUUGAUAAAAGCUAAAUAAGAUUUAAACUUUCUUUAAUCCUCAAGUGGAUCUGAUGCUGCCAAAAACAAUAAGUAGAAAUUUAAAAAGAGAUAUCAAAACAGUUCUUUAACUUCAAGAGUAUAUAAUCUAAGAUUACCUUAAAUUUGGAAUUAUGCAUUCAUAUUUUUAUCUUGGUUAUUUCUAGCUGGUUAUUUGUUAGGUGCAUUAGGAUUAUCCCUUUCAAUGGUUCAUUCGAUUAAACCAGCGAUUGCCUUAAAUUUAUAAUUAAUAGAAUUUAAAUUAAAAUUCGAUUCUCUAAUAGUUUAUGGAGAAAUUUUGAAAACAGACUAGUUGGUGAAUUUAAAGCUAAACCAAUUGUUUGAAUUAUCUUCGAUUAAUUUCAACUAAGAUGGGGUCAUAGCUGAAUUUUUUUCAUUAUAAGAAGGUUUCUAAGAUUAAUUGUCCGUCAUUUAUGAUCAGUUAGAAUCAAGUACUUCCCUUCUAGAAGAACAAAAAAACACUUUAUUGAUUCCAUUUCGUAGUUCUCUUUGUGAAAGCGAUCCUACUCUUGUUCCAGCUUGUACAAAUCCAUAAGAAUCCAUUUCUUCGGAUAAUAGUUUAGAUUAUCUUUCUGGAGGGAUAGUUGACAUGGUACAUGAAUUUUCAAAAACUUUGAAAACUUUCUGGCAGUUAAAUGAUUUUGCUAUUACUGAUGAGGAUUAAUUAGAAAAGUUUCUAUCUGGAUAAGUACAUACUACAGAAUUUGUUCAUCAUUUUCUAUUUUAAGGAAAGAUUAUGGAACAAAUUGCAAAUACUAUGUUAAAUUUAAAUAAAAGCACUUUAGACUCUGUUAUCUUAAAAUUUUAAAUUUAUAUGUAUAUCUUGGGAUUGACAUUAAUUAUCGUUUAUAUUUUAUGCUUUUAUAAGUGGAUUUUAAGAUUAGAUAAUGAUAUGUAUUUAACAAAAUUAGCGUUAACUCUAAUUCCUGCUGAUUUCUUGAAUGAACAAAAGACAAUGAGUGAUUUAAAAAAUAUAUAAAAUGAAUGA
This is a messenger RNA of Paramecium octaurelia, 5388 nucleotides long. NCBI's taxonomy places the organism in Eukaryota, Ciliophora, Oligohymenophorea, Peniculida, Parameciidae. The record is from the annotation of a GenBank genome assembly.